This is a messenger RNA of Caenorhabditis remanei, 360 nucleotides long. RefSeq lists its product as uncharacterized. The coding region runs from base 1 to 360 and encodes 119 amino acids. The record is from RefSeq and is a predicted model, not a curated record. The transcript has 2 exons. NCBI's taxonomy places the organism in Eukaryota, Metazoa, Nematoda, Chromadorea, Rhabditida, Rhabditidae.
AUGAAGAAUCUCAGUAGCAUCACGACGGAGUGCAAUCAUACCAGCUUCUACACAAACUGCUUUGCACUGAGCACCAUUGAAAUCGUCUGUACAACGAGCCAAUUCUUCAAAGUUUACAUCCUUGCUGAAAGAAAAAAUUCCACCAUUAACGUAUCAGAUUGCGCCUUACCGAUAGCAUCCAACUCGUCAAUGAAGAUAAUGGCUGGUGCCUUCUCCUUGGCAAGAGCGAAUGCAUCACGUACAAGUUUCGCUCCAUCUCCGAUGAACAUUUGUACAAGUUGUGGGCCCGCCAAUUUCAAGAACGUCGAUUUGGUUUGGGCGGCUACAGCACGAGCCAUCAUGGUUUUUCCGGUACCUUAA